GUUUGGCAGGAAACCUGUUCUGUUCAGUUCCAUUUUCAUACUAAGUGUCUUCAACAUCGCUUUGAGUUUUGCUCAGUCCUGGGCCGUCUUCAAUGUGCUUUUCUUCAUGGUGGGCAUGGGUCAGGUCAGCAUUUGCAUAGUUCUUCUUGUACUUGGUUCUGAGCUCCUAGUUGAUGUUCCAAGAGUUCUCUUCAGCAGCCUUGCUUUGAGCUUUUUCUAUUCAGCUGGUAUGGUGGCAUUCCCUGGCACUGCCUACAUAGUCAGGAACUGGAGAUAUCUAUCAGUGUUAAUGGCUUUGCCUGGUCUGGCCUGUUUCCCCCUUUGGUGGCUGGUUCCAGAAUCUUCUCGCUGGCUAGUGUCCAAAGGCCGUUUUAAAGAAGCAGAACUCCUGCUAAGUCUCAACAGUCUGAACAGUCGCAGCAACCCAAACAACCUCAACAGCCUGAACAACCUCAGCAACCUGAACAACCAGCACAACCUGAACAACCUCAGCAACCUGAACAACCUCAGCAACCUGAACAACUUCAGCAACCUCAGCAACCUAGGGUUUUCUUUGAAUGUGAGCUACUUUGGAUUAUCAUUCAAUAUGACUACUCUUCAUGGCAACCCCUUUCUGAACUACGCCUUGCUGUCACUAAUGGAUAUCCCGCACUUGGUCAGCUGGUUUAGCGCAAAAUAUUUUCCUCGCCGCGUGUCCUUUAUUGUCUUCUCCCUGCUGUUGGCGCUGGCACUCUUCCUCAUCCAGAUCACUUUGCACAAGUAUCACAACAUCACCCUCACCCUGGUGCUGAUAGGUAAAUUUGGAGUCCUGGCUUCUGAAAGAAUCCUGCACCUGCUCACUGGAGAGCUGUCUCCCACAGUCAUCAGGAAUACGAUGUUGUCGUCUGCUGCGUUAUUCUCCAGAGUGGGGUCCUCUAUCACCCCAUACAUAUUGCAGCUGGCUGUGUUCUACGAGUUCCUGCCGUGGUUGACUGUGGGUCUCCUGUCAGUCAUCGGUGUCUUUGUCUCCCUUUUCCUUCCGGAGUCAUUUGGAAAACCGCUUCCUGAUACCAUCGAUCAGAUGCAAGUCAUUAAGAAGUAA
Messenger RNA from Pundamilia nyererei, 1081 nucleotides. RefSeq names its product solute carrier family 22 member 5-like. NCBI's taxonomy places the organism in Eukaryota, Metazoa, Chordata, Actinopteri, Cichliformes, Cichlidae. Gene Ontology annotation, molecular function: transmembrane transporter activity. The transcript has 7 exons. Gene Ontology annotation, biological process: transmembrane transport. Gene Ontology annotation, cellular component: membrane. The annotation marks the transcript as partial. The record is from RefSeq and is a predicted model, not a curated record.